This is a messenger RNA of Haliotis rufescens (red abalone), 552 nucleotides long. RefSeq names its product repetitive proline-rich cell wall protein 2-like. Gene Ontology annotation, molecular function: structural constituent of cell wall. The transcript has a single exon. The record is from RefSeq and is a predicted model, not a curated record. The coding region runs from base 1 to 552 and encodes 183 amino acids. NCBI's taxonomy places the organism in Eukaryota, Metazoa, Mollusca, Gastropoda, Lepetellida, Haliotidae.
AUGGAGAAACCAAGCAUGGAGAAACCAAGCAUGGAGAAACCAAGCAUAGAGAAACCAGGCAUGGAGAAACCAAGCAUUGAGGAACCAAGCAUUGAGGAACCAAGCAUGGAGAAACCAAGCAUGGAGAAACCAGGCAUGGAGAAACCAAGCAUGGAGAAACCAGGCAUGGAGAAACCAAGCAUUGCGGAACCAAGCAUUGAGGAACCAAGCAUGGAGAAACCAAGCAUUGAGGAACCAAGCAUUGAGGAACCAGGCAUGGAGAAACCAGGCAUGGAGAAACCAAGCAUUGAGGAACCAAGCAUGGAGAAACCAGGCAUGGAUAAACGAAGCUUGGAAAAACCAAGCAUGGAUAAAUCAAGCAUGGAGAAACCAAGCACGGAGAAACUAGGCAUGGAUAAACUAGGCAUGGAGAAACCAAGCAUGGAGAAACCAGGCAUGGAGAAACCAAGCAUAGAGAAACCAAGCAUAGAGAAACCAAGCAUGGAGACACUAGGCAUGGAUAAACUAAGCAUAGAGAAACCAAGCAUGGAGAAACCAAGCAUGGGAAACUAA